Messenger RNA from Uranotaenia lowii, 2225 nucleotides. Its product is annotated as neuropeptide SIFamide receptor-like. The record is from RefSeq and is a predicted model, not a curated record. Gene Ontology annotation, molecular function: neuropeptide Y receptor activity; peptide binding. Lineage: Eukaryota; Metazoa; Arthropoda; Insecta; Diptera; Culicidae. Gene Ontology annotation, cellular component: membrane. Bases 511 to 1908 code for a protein of 465 amino acids. Gene Ontology annotation, biological process: G protein-coupled receptor signaling pathway. The transcript is spliced from 8 exons.
GUGUACAAUGCUCGUAGCUACCUCCUACCUACUUAUCAUUGUCGAGCCUGUUACGAGUGUUUUGUGAAUAAGUGGUUCGGUGCUCUUUGAAGGGAACAAAACGACAAAACGGAUUGGAGCCCUGAUUUAGAUCUAACGAUACACUUAAACAUUUGUUUUUCGCUUUUGCAGUAGUUGGGGGAGGAUAAGAUUUUUGUUGUGCCCGAAAUUGUGCGUACUGUGAAGUGGCAAUUGUUGAAGAACAUGUUUGUAUUUAGGGAGUUGGAAAUGGAAAUGGAACUCGAGAAAUAAAGUUCAAUUUGCUGUGAAACCUUUUCCCUCGGAUUCCUAACGAAGAAUUUUCCGCAUAUUGAUCCUAGCUGCCCGAACCCAAGACAACACAGACACCGAAUCUGGUAUAACCGGUUUGUUUAUCGGCGCAUUUUCAUGACCCCUCUGUCGGAAAUUGACCCUCGGAAGGCGGCAAAAAAUUAGCAAAAACAAAUUUGCAGCCUCCUUGUUCCGUGGUCCAUGGAAAUAAUCGAUACGCUCAACUGCACGUCCAGUAUCAAUGCCAUUGGUAAUUGGACCUGCUUCGUGAUCAACUAUGGCCAACAGCAGCAGCAGCAACAAUCCGUACCGACGAUGGGGUCCAGUGGAGAAAGUUUCCUGGGAGCCCGGGGAAUUAAUCUCAGUUACGAUGAUUCGCCGGAAAUGCCGCUGGACGACAGCCUGGACUACGAGGUGUUGGGAUUCGAUCCGGCCUAUCAGCUGCGGUACGGGUUGAUGGGAACUAUUUUUUUGAGCAUCGCGUACAGUCUGAUCUUCAUCGUCGGUCUCCUAGGGAACAUCUCGGUCGUGAUAGUCGUCAAAAAGAGCACCAUGAUGCGUUCCCCGACCAAUCGGUUCAUCGUCAACCUGGCGUACGCUGAUUUAUUGGUCAAUUUCCUCUGUCUGCCGUUCACGCUGAUUGGAAAUCUGUAUCCGGCAUGGAUCUUGGGAGUGUUCUUCUGCAAAACGGUUUCCUACUUGCAGGGGGUUUCGGUUUCGGCUUCGGUCAAUACCCUGAUGGCCAUCUCGAUAGAACGGUGCGUGGCCAUUUCGUUCCCCAUAUCCGGCACCAUCACCACCAGACAGUACAGGGUGAUUGUUUCCGUCAUCUGGACCAUCGCCCUGGGGAUCAAUCUACCAUGGUUGUUCGUGUUCACCCUGAAACCGAUAGGAAUUCCCGGAAGUUUGGCACAGAUUUGCACCGAAUUGUGGCCAUCGCCGGCAUCCGAGAGUUGGUACUUCCUGUUUGCCAACUUGUUCCUGUGCUAUCUGGGUCCACUGCUGGUGAUAUCCGUAUGCUAUCUCAUCAUAUGGAAAAAUGUGGCCUACCGGAACCUGCCACGGGAUCUCAUCAUUAGUCGGAAAAAUGAAGUUUUCAACCGCAGCAAGGUGAAGGUGAUCAAAAUGGUGCUGGUAGUUAUCAUAACGUUCGCCCUUUCGUGGUUGCCUCUGUAUGCCAUCUUCUGUUUCGUCAAAUUUGCCGGGGAACUUAUCUACGACGAAUCGGUACAAUCGUUCAUCUUGACUAUCCUGCCGGUAGCACAGUGGCUCGGUGCGGCCAAUUCUUGCAUCAACCCAAUACUGUAUGCCUUCAUGAAUCGUAAAUUCAGGGCCGGCUUUCGGCAUCUGUUCCGGAGCUGUUGCGCCACCGAGGACGACGAUUGGGAUCUGCCAACGACGGUUGCCCGGACCGAGGAUACACGCCUCCAGGGAUUGCGGAGGACCCGUUCGGAAAAGCAAACGGUCAUACGGAACGGUUCCAAUUCGACGUCCAAUGGCCAUGCCGCAGAUUCAACUUCGAAAUUGCAACCGUACGGGGCCAACCCACUACGCUAUUGCCAUUCGACCCGAAUCGUGCAGACAAGACGGAUCAAUUAGAAGGACCGCAUUUUGAAAACGAGGGAAUUGGCCGAAACCGCAAACAAUCCUCCCUUUGUUCCCCUUCCAUUAAUGUUUGUCCAUGUUCACGAAAAGUACAAACAAUAAAACAUAAAGUAUAUUUAAAAAUCCAAAAUUAAUACAAUAUCAUCACGCUAAUAGUACUAAAUGUACGCGCAAAAACGUUUCUCAACGUUCAUUUCUCAAAUCAUACCUACAUGUCCAGCGUGUUGAGUCGAACAUAUUUUUUAAAAUCGUUUUUUUUUGUGAUAUUUAUCGUAAGAGAAAUUAUUUACUGAUGUUAUCAAUACAAAACA